AUGUGGUGAAGAAUUUCGGUCAAAUAUCUGUAGUAAAUUGUUUACUGACUAACAAUUGUCGUUUGUAAAAAGUUUCUUGUUGUAACCUCUUCUCUAUAGAAUGGAAUUGUUACACACUUAUUGGCUAAUUCUCAAAUUAUUCCUGAAAAUGGUCAAACAUUUUUAAAUUUUCCAGACGAGACAAACGGCGUCUGCCGAGAGCUUCGCGGUGCGUGACGAGGAACUCCGCUCACACAUCGUAACAUCUUCGGAGUUCGUUCAAAGCAAAGCCGAAUUUGAGAUGAAGGGGUAGAACUAUGGACAAAAGUUACUGUCAGUUUAUAAACUCUGGUGGUUCAUGGCUUUCGUUUCCUGAACCAGAGGAAGACAGUGAAUCUGAAGGGGAGCAUAACAAUGACUUAGACUCGCGACAGGCAACUUUGUUGCCAAAAAAUGAAAUGCAUCUUUACGGUCAGUGUCCAGCAAACGAUAGUUGUGGAUUGGUCACUUGUGAUGACUGUGGAAAGAUCAUCAAAAUGCCUCUUUUUAAAUGGCAUCGUGAACUUUGCCAUGAACAUCUUCUCACCUCUAACUCGGAGAAAACAUUCCUGGAUAUAAAACGUAAAAACAUUUGAAAGUUUAUCAACGAAGGUUGUUAUCAAAAAUAUGAAAAUGUGAACGCUGAUGCAAUGGAUGUUGACACAGUGGAAGUGAAAAUUGAGGAAAUUCCGCUGAUUAUACCUAAAGACAUUUCAAAUGCGGAACAAACAACCGAAAUUCACUCACUAAAUCAUGUUGUGAAGAAAAUUACAUCAACGAAAAAAGAGGUUAAGGACUCAACGAAGAAGUUUGUUUUAACCAAAGAUCGAGAAUAUGAUCCCAACAGACAUUGCGGUGUUUGGUUAGAGGAUCAACAGAAAAACUGUACAAGGUCUUUAACAUGCAAGACUCAUGCUUUAUCAUUACGGAGAGCGGUUCCUGGUCAGAUUAAGAAAUUCGAUGUUUUAUUGCUGGAACAUGAGAGAGUGAAUAUCAAAAAGAACAACAGUUGUUAAAUAAAACUAAAACUCUUCUGUCAUGUCAAGUUCAUCUGGAAACAGAAAGAAUAUUUCAAAUCAAAGUUUUGGUAGUGCAGGUGGUCAAUUAAGUAAGGGCGCUUCUUCAAGUUUAUCUUACAAGUCUCAACAUUCAAGUUCUGAUGCAGAUCAAUCUGAUUUACAGUAUCUAAAUGCUCAUCCUAAACCAUUAGCUUGCUGCAACUUUGGAGCGCGAAGAGCUGGUCCGGGACAUUUUGUUUUUAAUCGAAAGUCUGAUCAUUUGAGGACUGCAGUGUUAUCUAUGGUUGAACAAUUAAUUCAUCCUUCUCAGUCAAGGCGAACGGUUGCCAAACAUUCCGUUUACAGAAGAUAUAAUACAAAGACUGCUGGACAGUCUUCAAAUCAAGGUUCAAUUAGAUUGACGGACUCAUUUAUGCGAAGCCGUGGAUCGCCUUUUAGUCAAGCUCAUGGUGGCAGUACGGUGUUUCGAAAUUCCAAUAAAUUAAAGGCAUCUAGGACGAAUAGUACGGAGCUGAUCUCGCACUCCAAUAAGAUUUCUAGAUUAAAUCACGUGACACCGACAACCUCUCACGUGACGAACACCACGUCCCGCGUUGGGCUGCAAUCAUCAUCUAAAACUUUAUCAAAUGUUAAAAAAAAUACGGUAACGCAAUCACACAACACGAACACGUCUCAAAUCGUUCAAACAUCGUCUUUGAAUGCUUCUGGUGUCAUCAACACUACGGUACUAGCAUCAAGCUCAACAUUAUGUCCCGGUGUCAACACCACAGGACCGGGAUCGAAUUCAACGCUGUGUUCCGCAGCCAACACCACUGGACUGGGUACAAGUCCAACGCUGUGUUCCGGGGUGAACACCACAGGACUGGGAUCGAGUUCAACCUUUGGUGGCGGAAUCAACAAUGUAGAAAUGGGAUCAAAUCUAUUAAUUGGGAAUGACGUCAUCAAUAAUGAUCCAAUUGCAGUCUCCGUUGCUUUUAAUGGACAAAUAGGAGUUGAGAACGUGCCAAGCAUUCACAGAGGCUCUAGUAAGAGUUGUUCUCCCGUGCCUUCGCCCCUUGGCUCUUGCGUCAUUCCUACGUCACCAUCGCCACCUGCUUCCGGUGUGUAUAAAAAUAGCAAGCAGGCUCUCACUCAAACAGAUGCGUCAUUAGCGUCGUGUGCAAGUAUGUCACCCCCUACAGUGUAUCAAAGACAGUCGUCCGGUGGACAGGCCAUGAGUCCGCUGCUCAAUGGUACUGCAUCUUCGCCUUCUGCUGUAUCUAAGGGUUAUACUUGCGUAAACUAUGCGCCAAAGUCGCCAAAUUUCAACAACAGAGGAGUGACAAAACCCUCGAAUGUGGUUAAUGCUGUUUCUAACGUCUCUCAAGGACAGAACGUUGUUUUUGGAAACACUUGUCAGUCACAUGCAGGCACUUCUUCAAAUUCGUCGCAAAUGACAAAUCAAAUGACGCAAGAUAAGAAUCAUGGACAAAAUAAUUUAUUUCAAAGACCAUUACCUUCACCUGGGCGAUCACCUUGUCAACCUUUAUCGCCCCAAAUUCCAUCUCCUGGUUGUCAAUCACCUCAGAGAUCCCCUGGUAGUGCUGCCUCGCCAAAAUACCAACAUUCUAUGUACCUCAAUCACCAGCACGGUCCCGUCUCCAGUCAGGCUCCAAUCGCGCAACUGAAACAACAAGUUGAGAACCAAGGACAACAGUUGCAACAAAUCAAAUUUCAUCAGUUAAAACAACAGCAACAGGUACCUAACCCGGCACAAUCUCAGCAACAUAAACAGCAAUCACAAUUUCGCGCGCAACAGCGUAUAACCCCGGCAACAAUGCAAUCUUCUCAACAGACAACAUACCUACUGCAACAAUCGCCGCCCAAUCAUGCCCCACCUGUACGACCUGCAAACGUGCAGGUCUUUAAAACAUCUAAUGCAGUAUAUCUAACGAACGAUAAUCCACCACGGGAAAUGCAGUUCUCUUUAAAUCGGAACGCUACGAAUCCGGUCGGAUAGCUUUCGUUGGUGAAUAGUUAAUAUAAAUUGUGCUCAAAUGAAGUGAAUGUUCUCCGUAACAAUCACACGAUGUACACGUAUGUAAAUAGAUAUUUGUAUAGGUUUUUAUUCGCUAUAGGUGUGACGAAUGUGCACUUUAGUAUAGGUAAGACUUGCUCUUCGUAGAGAAGUUUUGAUGCAUGAACCUCACACUAUUGACAUUAGCCACAUCAUAAGGUGUUCUCGUGCGGUACAGUGAGGUUUCAUUUCUUGGCUUUUGGUUCCAGUCUCCUUGUAAUAAUCAUCGUUCGGUAGCAGUUUUCAAACGUAAUCUGUUUUUAAUCACAAUCUACAUGCAAGUCAUCACCGUUGUUUAAAAUGCCGUAUGUUCCAUCCCAUGUUAUUUGAUCUUUGUACUUUUAAGAUAGAGAAAGUGCAAAGUGCUGGAAUGAAAUGUUCGGAAUUUUUUGCAUAGCAUUGUUUGAUGCAAAAAGACCAGACCAAUAGACUUUCAGAUAACCGCCCGUCUUGUGUUGCUCCCCGUUUGUACUGUGACAAAGUAUACCAUAUUUUGUUAUUUAUAGACCAGACAUAGGCCAAAAUAGUUUCCAGGUCGCCAUACGUUUUCUCCAUCACCCAACCUCAAAUGGUUAAUUCUGCAAAUAUUUUUGUAUUUCUCGGCAAUGUCCGAGUAAACAAAUAACACACCCACGAAAAACAUCAAUAGCAAACAUGAGAAUAUUUUGAAAAAAUAGCGCGUUCGCUAUAUAAUUUAUACAUAUAUUUGGUAGCAAUGUACAAAUUGAACAAAAUACACAGCGUGUAUUGUAAAGUCUUAAAAUAUUUAUAUUGUCAAUAAUAUGAAUAGUUAAUAAAAUUAUUUGAAUAUCGA
Xenia sp. Carnegie-2017 is the source of this 3907-nucleotide messenger RNA. Its product is annotated as flocculation protein FLO11-like. The record is from RefSeq and is a predicted model, not a curated record. Bases 1057 to 3036 code for a protein of 659 amino acids. The transcript has 15 exons. Lineage: Eukaryota; Metazoa; Cnidaria; Anthozoa; Malacalcyonacea; Xeniidae.